GCCAUGGUUGCUUUCCUGUUUGAUGGUUCCUUCAAAAAGCAACUAAAAUUUCAACAGUUUGUAAACCAAUACAAGGAGAAUGAGGUCAUUGUUGUAUUAGAGCCAGUACCAGUUGAAGUCGCUAAGUCUACAGAAGAAUUCCAGCCUCAUCCUUCCACUGAUCCAAGUGGUGAAGCAGCUCACAGGGGACUACCUGUUGUGACUGUCAUUCCAACCUUUCCCAAAGAUGUCCAGAUGAGACUUGACACCAAGGAACCAUGUCACACAGUGCCAAAAGUACGCAACAAAAUAAUCAGAAUGCUGUAUGAAAUGAUGGCAGAAUACACCCUGUAUCCAACUAAUGCAGAGUAUAUUCAAGUUGCCAAGGCACUGAUUUUGAAAUACCCUUUCCUAAGAGAUAAGGAAGGAAAUGGCUAUGAAACUUGUGUUGGGGAGGAUUCAACGUCUACUGAAGCCCAUGUGAACGUGCUACAAAGUGAGUAUCGGAAGAAACAUCCAGAUAUCUCGACUGUUAAAGACCGCAUCGCAACAUUCACCUGGAGACGUCGAGAGAUCAUGGAAGGGAUGUCUGUGGAGGAUGUACUGAAAAAAUAUCCAUACUUAAGAACACCUGCUGGAUUUUUUGAUGAGGUUGACCAAAUCCAUCCUUCACCAAGCAGCUUGCCAUCGCUUCGAAGAGGGCUUCGCCAGAGUUCUGCCAAAUGUGCUGAAACUUGGCAAAAUCUCCCCUAGCAAAACAGUACACUGAAACAAGACAGGAUGCCCUGGCUGAAGAUCUACCAGGAAUUGAUUUAAGGGCUGGACUUAUCCUUUUGCCAUUCAUCUUCAGAGAAAAGACUGAACACUACAUUACUAUGAAAGAGUUUUCUUUCUAGGGGGACCGUGCUACACCCUUUCCAACCAUACAACUGAUGGAUGAUGACUGGAAAAUGGCAAUCAUUGGAAGAGGGCUCAGUGUGGUGAAAGUAGAUGGUAUAGAAGUGUGCCAGUGCACCAGCCUUGAUGAAGCCUUCAUAACAGCCUUCUGUAUGUAUUUUGUUUUCAACAGUGCAUAUCCGCCACACCUGAAAAACACAUUGACUUUCCUUCAGAGGUGCAUUGUCAAUAUUGUGGAAGAGGGAGACAAUCCGCUGCCAGUGACUUUACUCCGGAUGAUUAACCUUUUGUAUUAGAUCCUCAUGCCUCAACUGUACCAUUGCCCAAAGUGCACUCGAAGGACAUUCACGCUUGUGAAGUUAAUUCAACAUGUUGGAGUUGUACAUGCACAUGAACCAAAAUUUUAGUAUCACCUGUGGUAUAAAUGAGUGCAUAUCAACUUUUUCGCGAUUCCAUUCUUUUAGACAACAUGUGUACAGGAAGCACAGAUGCUUUGUUUUUGGACCUUCUGAUAACAAAAAUGACUGUCCCACUGAAGACUCAGCAGUACAGCAAUGCAGCUUGAACCUGGAUCAGCAAAAUUCUGAGACUGAUCCCAAUUCUUCUGAUCCUCAAAUAGCUUUGCCACUUCUAGAUAAACUAUUUAGAAGAUUUUAGAGAUAAUCUGUUUGGUUUCAUUCUUAAAUGGAGAGAGAAAAACCUUCUACAUUUGUCAGUCCAACAAGACAUAACAGAUGAUGUCAACUUUCUCUUCUUCUUUUUCAAAGAAAACCAUGAUUCUUCUAUUUCUUAUCAUCUUGAAAACAGUGGUUUUGAUAUUUCAAAGUGCCCUGAACUUCAGCAGGUUUUGCACUCAUCUGAUUUGUUUGAUAAAGCUUUUGAGGUGGUUCGUUCUCCACGUAUGAUUAAAGAACACUGUAAGGCCAAGAUGAACUAUACAGAACCUGUACACCACACACUGAGAGGCCCUUCAGGGAACAAAAUAGUAAUAAUCAUAAUAAUAAGUAUGAGGAAUAGUAAUAGUGAUGUUUUGCAUAGCAAGCACCACUAAUAAUAGUUUUUAAGAAGAAAGAGAAGAAAAUUUGUAUGCUAAUGUUACAGUUUAGAGUUAGGGUUAUGAUAUCAAAAUAAAUAAAUACAUAAAAAAAAAAAAGAAUACAUACAUACACACAUACUUUAA
This is a messenger RNA of Hemibagrus wyckioides, 2056 nucleotides long. RefSeq lists its product as uncharacterized. Lineage: Eukaryota; Metazoa; Chordata; Actinopteri; Siluriformes; Bagridae. Bases 4 to 732 code for a protein of 242 amino acids. The transcript has 7 exons. The record is from RefSeq and is a predicted model, not a curated record.